AUGGAUUCCCACAACCAGACACAGAGGGCAGAAUUGAUCUUCAUGCCAUUCUCCAGAGUUCGGAGCCACCAGGCCCAACUUUUCUUGGUGUUCCUGGCUGCCUAUUUGGCCAUUCUGCUGGGCAACUUCAUGAUCAUAAUCUUAAUUCUCUUGGAUUCUUCUCUCCACACCCCCAUGUACUUCUUCCUCAGCCAGCUCUCCUGCUUGGAUAUUUGCGUUUCUUCUGUGGUGGUACCAAAGAUCCUGGUGAACUUUCUACGCCAACAUCACACCAUUUCUUACAACCAAUGCCUGGCACAAGUCUUCUUCCUGAUCAGCUUUUCAGGAUGUGAGCCAACACUGCUGGCCAUCAUGGCUUAUGACCGCUACUCAGCCAUCUGCCAACCUUUGCACUAUGCCCACCUGAUGAGGAGAGAGUUGUGCAUCCAGCUAUCUCUGGCCAACUGGCUCUGGGGCUUCCUGGACUCAGCCAUCCACGUUGUCGUGGCCUCCAGGCUGGAGUUUUGUGGAAACAACAACAUACCUCACAUCUUUUGUGAUGUCCCACCAUUACUGAAGAUGGCCUGCAGUGAUACGUGGGUCAACGAAUUGACCAAUCACAUCACCAGCCUCUUUGUGGGCCUCGGUCCCUUCCUCUUCAUCAUCCUGUCCUAUUUUUUAAUUUUCAUCUCUAUUCUGAAGAUUCGUUCUAACACCGGAAGACGCAAAGCCUUCUCCACUUGCGCAUCACACAUUGUUGUGGUCAUGCUCUGCAUUGGAAACGGAUACUUGAACUACAACCAGCCCAGGGCUGGCUACUCCAUAGAGACCGGUGCUCUAAUCUCCACAUCGUUUUGCAUCGUCACCCCCAUGCUGAACCCCCUAAUCUACAGCCUCCGCAACAAGGAGGUGAAGGGGGCCCUGAGGAAGGUUCUCGGGUGCCGGAAGACAGCAUGGUACUGA
Molecule: messenger RNA, 942 nt
Organism: Pseudonaja textilis
Lineage: Eukaryota; Metazoa; Chordata; Lepidosauria; Squamata; Elapidae
Product: olfactory receptor 5V1-like
Biological process (GO): G protein-coupled receptor signaling pathway
Cellular component (GO): membrane
Molecular function (GO): olfactory receptor activity; G protein-coupled receptor activity
Source: RefSeq, a predicted model, not a curated record